AGAUUUUAUUUAUUUGAGAGAGAGUGUUGAGUGCAAGCAAAGGGAGGAAGCGGCGGGGGUGGGGGGCAGACAAGCAGACUCCACACUGAGCUCAGGCUCAUGGGGCUCCAUCUCACAACCCCAAGACCAUGACCUGAGCCGAAAUCAAGAGUCGGACACUCAACCGAUUGCGCCACCCAGGCACCCCUUAAAUUACUUCUUAAAAGCCAAAAACCCUUAUAAGUUUGGCAGGUGCUGGUCUUCUUGGUGAGGAUUCAGGAGCAAGGCUGGGAACAAUGGGUGCACAGAUCCUGCCAAAGCUCCCUGCUUUUCUUUUCUCCCAGACUCUUAUUCUUCUAGCACUUUCUGGUUAAAUAUGCUUAGAUUGCAGUGUGGGCUGUGACUCAGGAGAGUGGGAAAAGGAAGCAUCACUCUGCACAGCCUGGCCUACCGGCCCACUGCCCACUGAUCCCUGAGGGGGAGCCCAGGCCCCUCAGCUGUGUCCGUGCCUGUGCCUUCCUGUCUGGGUUUCCUCAUCCAGGAGACAGUCCAAGAGGAAGCCAGUGACUCCUGACCAUGGAGUUUCCUGACCCUGUAACAACAGGCCUCUGCCACACCUGACCAUCUCCCACUCCUACGACAGGUGCAGAACAGGGGAAUUCAGGAACCAUCCAGGCUAUAAGCUCGUGAGCAGCCUCCUAGGGAGCCUCUCACCACUGCAGGCCUGGAUGGGACCAGGGGCAGCUGGAGACUCCUUGGUACCAGCACGUUUUUUAAACCUUCUUUUGCUUUAGGCCUCCUCAACAAGCUUCAGCCAGGAGGUGCUUUGUAUUCUGAGCCAACAGUAGACAGGUCGAUUUCGAUCCCCUGAUUAAGGAGAGAAAAAUCGUCCAAACUCUUCUCUGCUGUUUCUUUUUGGUACAGCCCCCAAAAUUCUCUGGGUAUCGUGUUACUCCCUGCUCUGCUCACAAACCUCGGGGCAGCCUCACGUCAGUAGGACUGUGAUCACUUGCCGGGAAGACUUCUCAUUCCAUCUUCUCUGGCCACGGCAGCUGCUUAAACUUGCCUCCCUCAAGAGUGGAGGAAGAGACCGCCUCAUGGAACUGAUCAAGUGGACUCCUCAGGGAGCCCCCAACCAGACCCAGGCCAGCACUGGCCUAGGCUACCUGCUGAGGGACCACAUGGAAGGGAGGAGCGGCACCAACUCCACCAGGGCCCUGAAACUUCCAGAUGGGACCAGCGCUGCCUGGUACAUCCUCACCAUCAUUGGCAUCUACGGAGUGAUUUUCCUCUUCCGGUUAGCCAGCAACAUCCUCAGAAAGAAUGAUAAAUCCCUGGAAGAUAUUUACUACUCAAAUUUGACCUCUGAACUCAAAAUGAAAGGUCUCCAAAGCAAGGUGUCCAAAUGCUCUGCGCUGACGAUUAGCAACAGACCUGUCCUGCAGCCCAACCAGGUCAGCCUGGGGCCAACAUUUAAAAACAGUGAGUGCCAAACUGAAAUCCAAGGGAUCCCUUGAAAGUUCAAGGCAAGCUGACCUCUACAGAAGAGGCCCAACCUUCAUACAAGGGGAAGCAGCUUUGAGUUUACCUGGAACCUUGAGAGAAGAGUCAGAUCCUUGAGCUGGGCUGGAAGAGGAUCACUGGGGCACUUAGGCCAAUGGGAGUGUGACUGAAGGCCAGCAUCCCAUCCUGUUUCCUUCUCAGGCUUUGUGGCACUUUGAGACAGGACAGCAGGGGCAGCAGCUUCCAGUCAUACCCUUCACUGGAAAAGGUUAUGUUCCAGGGAAGGACAUGGAGCAUUGAGUGUUCUCAGAGAAUCUAGGAGAUUCCUGAGGGGUAUACACGAAAGUAGCCUCUUGUCAUGGAAAGAAGACUGAAUUUGGAGUCAAGCGCCCCGGAUUAAAGUUCAACUUCCAGAGGAUGACAUCAACUUUGAGUGACUUGUGGCUCUCACCUGGAAUGCAUGGCAGGGGGAUAUAUGGCUUCAAAGAGCUAUUCAUUCUAGAGGUUCUCACUUAGAGCCAAGGUUGUUAACAGCAGAAGUCAGUCAGAAGUUCUUCAUUUUUAUUGAAGGCAUGGGGUCCAUUGAAAAAAAGUAUUAAUUUUGGAGUCAGAGGAAUCCAACUCUAGUCAAGGACACUUAGGUAUCCUUGAACUCAACACCUCACCUCUCUGGACCUUAGUUUCCACACGGAUAAAAUGAGAAUGAUGAUGUCUGGUCUGUCAAACUACAAACUAGAUAAGAGCUAAUAAGAUCAUGCAUAUGAAGAUAUUUUUCAAAGUAAAGUAAAAAUGUAAAAUAUAAA
Messenger RNA from Nyctereutes procyonoides (raccoon dog), 2285 nucleotides. RefSeq names its product small integral membrane protein 34 (gene SMIM34). The transcript is spliced from 2 exons. The record is from RefSeq and is a predicted model, not a curated record. Bases 1077 to 1496 code for a protein of 139 amino acids. Lineage: Eukaryota; Metazoa; Chordata; Mammalia; Carnivora; Canidae.